UUAUCAUUGGUUUAGAGUAGUUGACUGAUUGCUCCUGGGAGUGUAGUAUCGCCUCGGAAGAACUGUAAGGACGGGAUUUCUUCGGACAAGAAAAGGUUACAGGAAAAGACAAAAUGCAAUUCACAAUCAUACUAGUUCUCUUGGCCACGGCCGUCAGUAGCAGCAUUGCAGGAGGAUACAUAGCAGAAUACCGAGUGGCCAAGUACAUACGAGGUGGGGCCAACGAACUUGAGAAGGUGAAAUUCACAAAUGAGCUGCUUAAAGAGAACAAAGGUCAAUGUACGGGCGUUCGUUGCAGCUAUGAACAAGGCUCAAAGGUGAUAGAGUGCGUGAUCAAUUCGUGUAUCCCGACCACGUUUUACAGUCAGAAGUGUGCCCAGGUCUCCGCCGCCACCGCACCAGUUCCGUGCUAUUACGAACACAGCCCGGCAGUUGAUGGCGCUGCAUACCCCGCCUGCUGUAAUGUCUACACUAGUUUCUGCAAGGGAGAAGCGGGGUACCAGGAGUCUGAACUGCCAAAGUACACAGCAGAGGAGAUCGAGAAAUGCCGAAACACGCCUAUCUUAAUCUCUAAAUAACUCGGACAAUCAAUUCAAGUCGGAGAAGACACAACCCCAGUAUUCAGGUUUAUAUGACGUGUUAGCUGGAGUCGCGUUUGGUCUUUAGAAGUGAUGUAUCUAAAUCAUGAUUAAUGAUGAUUAAAUAAGAAAUUAUUUGUAA
Messenger RNA from Lineus longissimus, 720 nucleotides. RefSeq lists its product as uncharacterized. Lineage: Eukaryota; Metazoa; Nemertea; Pilidiophora; Heteronemertea; Lineidae. The transcript is spliced from 4 exons. Bases 114 to 578 code for a protein of 154 amino acids. The record is from RefSeq and is a predicted model, not a curated record.